GCUGUGAGUCAUGCUCUUGCAACUCUGCCUCCGAGGACACUGACUACUUAAACUUUACCCAGAGACUCCCCAUAGGAGGCAAGAUGGUCUGUGGAUUACAAGAUGAACUUGAAAGAGAAUCUUAAUGCUUCUGUUUGCGAAUCUUCUUCGGUAUGGAGUCUAUGAAGACUGAGAGGGACUGGAACUCUUUGUGCACCUCUUCCCAGUUCUUUUUCAGCCCCUGCAAAUGAUACACAGAACUGAAGACUGAAGCAAAUUGCAAAAAAAUCACCUUUGCUCCAGAAUCAACAAACUCUUCGCCUAAGAUUGGUUCCUGUGUAUCCCAUGUUUAUAAGUCAGUGGAGUCAAGCCCUAAACACACAAGCUGAAAAGUCAAAUAAGGGAAUGAAUUCUUUCUUUUGACAGUUUUUACUUGUUAAACCCAAUUACUAAAUUGGCUCAGACAGAAAAGUGAAGAGAAUGCUCCGUUUUAACCGAUAUCAGCAUCUGAAACAGAUAACACAAAAAUGUGUUUCUAGUAUACAUGUUAAAACAGAUAAACAUACACCACUAUUUCUUUCAAGAACCUUUGCACUCACAGAAUUAAGGAAGUCAUGGUGUUCAACCCACUCUCUUUUGGGAGACAAAAAUAUUAUCCUAAUGGGACCUCCUGGUGCUGGAAAAACAACAGUAGGCAAAAUAAUAGGGCAGAAACUAGGUCGUUGUGUCAUAGAUGUGGAUAAUGAUAUUCUUGAAAAAACUUGGAAUAUGAGUGUGUCUGAAAAAUUACAGGAUGUUGGCAAUGAGCAAUUUUUAGAAGAGGAAGGAAAAGCUGUGUUAAACUUCUCUGCAUCUGGAAGUGUGAUUUCCCUCACUGGGUCCAAUCCCAUGCAUGAUGCUAGCAUGUGGCAUCUAAAGAAAAAUGGCAUAAUUGUAUACCUGGAUGUACCCCUAAUGGAUAUAAUUAGCCGUCUAAAAUUAAUAAAGAUAAAUAGAAUUGUAGGUCAGAAUUCUGGAAUGUCUAUGAAAGAGUUACUUAAGUUUAGGAAACAGUAUUAUAAGAAGUGGUAUGAUGCUCGAGUUCUUUGUGAAAGUGGGGCUUCCCCAGAGGAGAUAGCUGACAAAGUGCUGAAUGAAGUUAAAAGGUACCAAGAUGUGGACUCAGAAACAUUCAUUUCAACAAGGCAUGUUUGUCCUAAAGACUGUGAACAGAAGGUUUCAACAAAAUUCUUUAGCGAAGCUGUGAUUGAGGGCUUAGCUUCUGAUGGUGGACUGUUUGUUCCUGAGAAGGAGUUCCCAAAAUUAAGCUGUGGGGAGUGGAAAAACCUAGUAGGAGCAACCUAUGUAGAAAGAGCACAGAUACUGUUGGAAAGGUGUAUACAUCCUGCGGACAUACCUGCUGCCAGAUUGGGAGAAAUGAUUGAAACUGCUUAUGGGGAAAACUUUGCCUGCUCAAAAAUUGCUCCCAUCAGGCACCUUUCAGGCAACCAGUUCAUCCUGGAGUUGUUUCAUGGGCCAACAGGAUCAUUUAAGGAUUUAUCUUUACAGCUUAUGCCUCAUAUUUUUGCACACUGCAUUCCACCAAGUUGCAAUUAUAUGAUACUUGUAGCUACUUCAGGAGACACAGGGAGUGCAGUCUUAAAUGGUUUUAGUCGUCUUAGUAAGAAUGAGAAGCAAAGAAUAGCUUUGAUCACAUUUUUUCCUGAGAAUGGAAUAAGUGAUUUUCAGAAAGCACAAAUAGUUGGCAGUCAGAGAGAAAAUGCAUGGGCAGUGGGUGUCAAGUCAGAUUUUGAUUUUUGCCAGACAGCUAUAAAAAGAAUUUUUAAAGAUUCUGAUUUCACUGGCUUUCUUACUGUGGAGUAUGGAACAAUAUUAAGUUCAGCUAAUUCCAUAAACUGGGGACGACUGCUUCCUCAGGUAGUUUACCAUGCUUCUGCCUAUCUUGAUCUCGUUAGCCAAGGGUUUAUUUCUUUUGGAAGCCCGGUAGAUGUCUGUAUUCCCACAGGAAACUUUGGAAACAUAUUAGCAGCAGUGUAUGCCAAGAUGAUGGGAAUCCCUAUUAGAAAAUUUAUCUGUGCCUCCAAUCAGAACCAUGUUUUGACCGAUUUUAUAAAAACAGGACAUUAUGAUCUAAGGGAAAGAAAAUUAGCUCAGACUUUUUCACCAUCAAUAGAUAUUCUCAAAUCCUCAAACCUGGAGCGACAUUUACACUUGAUGGCUAAUAAAGAUGGGCAGUUAAUGACAAAAUUAUUUAAUCAGUUAGAAAAUCACCAUCACUUCCAAAUUGAAAAGAUUCUAGUUGAGAAACUUCAGCAGGAUUUUGUGGCUGACUGGUGCUCUGAAGGAGAGUGCCUAGCAGCUAUCAAUUCUACCUAUAAUGCUUCAGGAUAUAUUUUGGAUCCACACACUGCUGUUGCAAAAGUGGUUGCAGACAGAAUGCAAGACAAAACUUGCCCAGUGAUUGUCUCAUCUACAGCUCAUUACUCAAAGUUUGCACCUGCUAUUAUGCAGGCUUUAAAGAUAAAAGAAAUCAACCAAACUUCAUCAAGUCAGCUUUAUUUAUUGGGUUCAUACAAUGCAUUACCUCCACUACAUGAAGCUUUAUUAGAGAGAACAAAACAGCAAGAGAAGAUGGAGUAUCAGGUUUGUUCAGCUGAUAUAAAUGUCCUGAAGAGUCAUGUGGAAAAACUAAUCCAAAAUCAACUCAUAGGAAGGUUUUCUGAGUAGAAUAUUUUUUCCUGGUGAUAAGCAUGCAAUAAUAAAUCUCAAAAAGUUGAUUUGGAGUACAACAGCAUUUGUUUCUAUGUAAAUGUAUACAUAUAUACGUAUAUAUAUUUAUCUGUUAAUUUUUGGAACUUCAGUAGCCUAAUUUCCAGGACCGAUCAUUAUACCUACAUAUACCUCCUUCAAUCCUUAAUCUAGAAGUGACAAAUGGUGGCAAAGUACAUGGAACCUUGUGCUAUCAUGCUUUGCUUUGUGCUCUUGAGGGCUAUAUCAGUUUCUGCUCCCUCAUCUCCACUUUUUAAAUGGACCAAAAUGUAUUCAGUUUUGCAAUUAAAAAUAUUUAAGCACAA
Messenger RNA from Marmota flaviventris (yellow-bellied marmot), 3053 nucleotides. NCBI's taxonomy places the organism in Eukaryota, Metazoa, Chordata, Mammalia, Rodentia, Sciuridae. The record is from RefSeq and is a predicted model, not a curated record.